This is a messenger RNA of Porites evermanni, 6768 nucleotides long. The record is from the annotation of a GenBank genome assembly. Lineage: Eukaryota; Metazoa; Cnidaria; Anthozoa; Scleractinia; Poritidae.
CAAAACUGACUUUCAAUAACUUCUAGGUCAUAACGGUUGUUGUGCCGUGUCAACCUGGGAUGGGUAGCCUGUGGGGGAUCAAUGAAAUCCAAUAUGGCCGAAAAACAAAGACUGGAAUGGCGGGCAAAACACUGUAAAGAAAGAGUGGUCUGUUGAUUGAUAAGAGCAUAGAGACGAGUGAAUUGUUACAUUUAUUGCUGCAGGGAUCUUUUGGUUUUGUUUUGUUAAUCCAAAAUGGUUCUUUUCGCGAUGAUCACUCGAGUGUCGGACGGAAUGGCGCUGUCGGCUUCCACGGAUCUCGAUAUGCACUUUGAACUAAAAGAAAGCAAGAAGUACGCCAAGACGCUGGCUAGAAAGGCAAAUCAGUACCCUACCAGAUGUACCAUGAAAUGUGGAAAUCACUCAAUAUAGUAAGAUCUUUUAACUUUCUUAAUGACUGACGUACAUGUGUGCAUAUUUUAUGUGUGGGGUAAUACACGGAAAUCUUGUUCGUAAAAAAUUUCAUGAAUUUUAUUUUAUUAAUUGAGCUCAUACUCUCUAUAAUAGUUAUUACUAGCAGUAGUAUAGAGAUAUUUCUUGUUUGUAAACAUUGUUUUUGUUAUUCAAAUGUGCCAACCAGUGAAACAAAAGAACCCAUUGUUUCAGGAUCAAAGCUAAUAAUCUCCUUGUUAGAAAAUAGAAAGUGUCUAGAUACCCGGCAGCUGUGAACUGUUUUCAAAGAACUUACCGGGCAGUCAGAAAUUUUGACCAAUUUUCUUGAAAUAGCUCGUUUAAUUCCUCUAAGAACAUAAGAUAUUUGUUUAGGCAUCUCAAGCAAUUGUAUAAAUAAAGCCUUUGGUUAAAAGUAGAAGCGACUGUCGAGCUUGGGCAUAGAGUGAAAUCUCAAUGUUUUCGACACUUAGAAAGUAUUCAAGUUCUGACACACUGAGUCAGCUCUCGAUGAACAUCCACAGAAAUUAUCAAUGAAACCUCACCAGAGUAUUCAGUGUUUUUUAAGAAAUGCCAAGCGAUUAUAAAUCUUUCGUAUUGUUGUGGAUUCUCUGAGCUUGCAUUAAGUAUAUUCUUUAGAAUCUUGAAUCACAGGUACAGUUUUCAAAAUACUUGAUGCCCAGCAGUCGGAAAUUCAUGUACAAUUUGCAUGAAAUAUCUUAUUUAAUUUGUGUAAUAACAUCAGGAAGUUGUUAAAUUAGAAAACUCAAGUGAUUUCAAACACUGCUUGGGGCUUGAAGUAGAGGCAUGUUGGUGGGCUUUCGCUAGCUUGGUGUUUUCGGUCAUUUUAUGUAGCUUUAUUUGUACCAUUAUCUCAAAAUUUGCGACACACAAUUUGCAAGAGUCUUGGGCUCACAUUUUUUAGAAGUAAAAUCUCAGGUUCAGAUUGUUAAAAACACUUAAGUCUCAGUCUUGUCCUCUUUCUCGAAUUUUGAAACCUGCAGGGUCUGGCAUUUUCUUAAAGUCUCAAAUUUACCUUUCUAUACCCCUUGCUCUGGACCUACCACUGACUAAACUACAGAAUGCAGGGUCAAUGCAAAUGCAUUGGCUCAUUUGGCUUGAUUGCAACUUCAUAGUUUAUAAGCAAGCCCUCCAUUGCCAAGCUAACUGGGAAAAACCAACCACCUACAGUCUCAGACAAAAAUAGUUGGGACACUUUAACCAAACGCUUUUUUUUUCCUUCUCGUGCUCCCCUCCUCCCUCUCAAAGUUGUUUAUCGCGGUUUGGUCACCAAAUCUUGUGCACCAACAUUGAGGCGACAAGGAGACCCCAACCUGUCCCAACCAUUUUGACUGAGAUUGUAGGUACCCAAUACUUAACGUUCAAAUAAUUCCUUUCUUCUCGAUUUAAAUGUUCUCAAAACAUAGCCAGUCUUAACAUUUUAAUGGUGCUGACAGUUUCAACAGCUUCCUUUUCUUUUCAUUGGCUGAUGAGCUAAACAAGUGCCCCUUUGCCCCACCCCCCUACCUCCAAGAAAGAAAAAAAUAGUCCUGUAUCCUGAUUACAGAGGUUGCUUUCUUCUUACCUAUUCAACAAUAUUGAGUCAUGAACCAGUGACAGUAAGGUUUUCCUUAGGUUUUCUUCUGGUUCUGCCUCCUAUUUAAAGAAAGAAAAUCUCUGAGAUCAGGAUAUGAAAAUAAUCACAGGUUUGGCUGCUUCUGCGACGAAGAUCUAAAAAGCAAAACCCAGUGAGGGUGUUUGACCUUUAUCCAGCAUUCAUUAAUAAUGCCACAGAGUGUUUUCAUUCUCAUUCUCAUUCUUAUCAGUGUCAUCAUCAUCAUCAUCACCAUUAUCAUCAAAAUCUUACAAAACUCAAGUUAAGGUUCCACUCAAACCUUGGUUCACAUUUUUAUUUUAUUUUCUUAAAGUGCAUUUUCAUAGUCCUUACUAUUCCCUGGUAAAAAGAAAAUAAACUUGAACCAAGAUAAAUUUUGUUCCAAUGCAUCAUGAUAAAUAUUAUAUUAAUUUUUUUCUCGGUAAUACAAUGCUCCAGCUGGCAUUGUUUGGCCUCAAUAGUAACUUAAAAAGUGACUUAACUUUCAUCUCAUCUUUUGUAAAGAAAGAAUAUUUGUGCAAAAAAAGCAAUGCAAUUCCAAACAGAGGAAGAACCAGUUACUUAAUGAACAGCAAAAACCUUAUUAGUCAUUCGAUUUUCCUCCCUCUUCUCAUGCUCCUAACAUUUUAACAACUAAAAUUUAUUGCAUAAUUUUUGGUAACAUAAUCAUUUGUAACAUGUACAAUGUAUUUAUUGAUGCUUUCCUUUCAGUUUUGUUAAAGCAGUUGGAGUUUGUUUUAUGGCUGUUUGCGAAGGAUCAUACCCUGCAGUUUUAGUGUUUAGUUUUCUUGAGGAGCUUCAACGUGAAUUCACCAUAACAUUUCAGAGCCAUGAUGUCCAGAAAGCAAGGCGGCCUUAUUCAUUUGUGGAGUUUGGUAAGCAUUUUUUUUAUUUUACAGACUUGUUAAAUUACUAACUAAAUAUUAUUUCACUUUUUUUUUUAAUCUUUUCUCAGACUCAUUCAUCCAAAGAACCAAACAAAGAUACAAUAACACGAGAACAUUGACCUCACGGCUCAACUUAAGUGAGAUGAGCGAAGACCUGCACAAUAAUCCUCCAUUUCAAAUUUCACAAACAGAACUGGGACCAGAUAACAGUGCAGAUAUGAAGACCUAUAAAACGGGAGGUAUGAUCAUGCUUUACUUUUAUUUGACGACAAAUUGAAUUAUUCUUACUUUGAUGUGCAGCAAUGUUAUAUCACCUUUGACAAAGGCAAAGACAUUCUGUGUUAUCUGAGACCAUAAUGGCAAAGGCAUUAGUAAGAGCAGCCUUUACCAUGCCUGACGUUAAUUUAUGCACCGCUAGCUAAAACCAGCGACAAAAUUGUUGAGAAACUGUCCUCAAAUGUGGUAACUACAGCUGUAGGAUAAGAGUCCACAUUCACACUGGCAUAACAUUGCGUGGAGGGGGUUGGGGAGGGAUAGCUUCAUUCCCUUUUUGAAGUCAGCACAAUGUCAGAAAGACCUUUUAAUUGAGGGCAAAACAUACAAUUUUUUCGCCCAUCAUAGAUAAAAGGGCAUUAAAUACCAGCAUGAAUAAAUGAAAAUUUCUUGCAGGACCAUCAAGGCGGCUGGAACCCUUGACGUGGCAGAGUCUUAUGAUCUGUGUCUUAGCAGGCAUCUGUGCACUACUUAACUUUCUUAGAUGCAUCCCAUUUUUAAAUGUUAUUGUUAUUGAUGAAGAGGUAAGAAUAUGCAGUAAAGUUUAUAGAAAGUAUGUGUGUACGGUUUAUGCACACGGGUUGUUGACGUAUCUGAAGAAUGAGUGAGAUUUUGCAGUGAAUGAGUAGGAGUGCGUGAAUAUACUGUACAAAGUACUUUCCAUGUGGAUUUGUGUUUAUUAUGUACAUACUGAGACAUUCAACAUUUUGUUAGUCUUUUAUCUCAAGUCCUUCCAAAAUGCUAAAAUAUCCCACUGCACACCACAAAACAACGUAGAACUGAAAACAAAGUAAAUCAUUAAAAACCUUUGUAAAAAUUAUAAUUAAUGAGGGUUAGGAAAUGAGGUAAUCCAGGAAUUACAAUUUAUGUUAACUUUUGUUCUCAAUGUACAAUUAAAAAUGAAUGAAUUUGAUUGAAACGGCCAUAUGGAAUAUAAACAGAAGACAAAAUAGCUGCUAUAAAGAGUACAUCUUAACAUUAGCUUACUUCUCAUUCUGUUUUUUUUCCCCAUGCCAUUGUUAAUUCAGUUCCCUGUUAUCUACAAUUUCUUCAUUGACAGUGAAAUAAAAGACAAUUAACUGUUCCACUCCAACUUCCAAGAUUUUAAUUUGUUGUUUUAAUUUUUUUUUAGGCAAAUGAUACAUGGUUCUCAGCCUCUGGGUUUUUUCUGGCUGGCAUUCUUAAUUGUUGUCAGGUACGAACUGUAGUUCAUAUUCCAACAUUUGCAAGGAAUUGCAAAUUGCAAGGAACUGUUUCAACCCACUUUGCAGCCUUUUUAAUGGGCGCAAGAAAGAAUGAGCGUGCGCGAGGCAGACACGCGUAGGAAGAGGGACACGUGUCUCCCACGUGUGGGCGCGCGCGAGGGAGACACGUGUAGGAAGAGGGACACGUGUCUCCCACGUGUGUGCCUGUUCUUUCUUGUACCCAUUAUUUCCUAGCGCCUACUACACAGGCUACACAGUGGGUUGAAACAGUUUAAUUCUUGCAAUUUAACCAAAUUCAACCAUUAAGAUCACUAGCUAUGAAAUUGAAUCAAACGUCCAUUGAAAUUAGUUUUUUAAAAAAUAUUUAAUUAACACAGCAAGUGCUCAAGAAGGUGUGAAUAGGAUUUUUAUCAGCAAUAGUCAGUGUUUUGAAAGCUACUCAACUUGUCACUUUUUAAAGUUUUACAUGCUGAUAAAUAAAGGUGGACUGGGCCAUUGACAAAAGCUGGAUCAGACAGACCAGAUCAAACUCUAGAUUCCCACGCAAACCCCAGGCGUCUUAGCUCCACAAAAAUAUAAGAGCUGACUUAUGAUUGAUUAAAAAAAUUCUAACGUCACGGAAAUUGUUUCCCAGCUCGGGAUCGCAAGCGCCCUUUUCUCAGCAGGUGAAACAAGAGCCAAAAAAAGCAGGGGCGGCGCCGGGAAUUUUUACUUGGUGGGGCACAACUAAGAAGUGUAUCUCAGUUAUUGACGCGAUAGCUCCAGUGAUGAGCGCCGAAGGUACGAGAAACUAGGGGGGUCCGUGGGCAUGUUCCCCAGGGAAAUUUUGAAAAUUUAAGUACACUAGGAUGCAACCUAGUGCAAUCUGAACGCUAGAAUUUGGCAAACAACAGGAUUUCAUUGCCGUCAACAAAGUAAGAAAAUACGAACAUUAACCACAAUGGACUGUUGAUGUCUUGCAAAGUUUAUUUUCACGUAGAACGACCAGCAUUGCAGUAUUGCGCUUGCCGAAUUUAAUAUGUCUUCGAAGUAAGAAAAACUUAAUGACCUUUUCCAGCUGAACAAACAACGUCUUACUUUAGUAGAAAAUUAUCAAUUGUCAGUUUAUUUUAGCGUUCAAUACAUGGUUUGAGAAAGUUUUAAUUGACAUCAAAUUUUUAGCCUGCGAGCAAGCUCUCCAUUUGGGGGAUAUCGUGAAAAGUACACGCGCGAGAGGCACGCGAGAGUAGACGCGACUCUCGCGGCUUCGCCGCUCGCUCGCGCGUUCUCGCGCGGCUCGCUUCGCUCGCCCAAAUAGGAGAGCUUGCUCGCAGGCUAUCAAAUUUUCCAAAGGGAUUUUGCCUGAUAGCGCUAUCCACUGGAUAAAUCACUAUCCAGUGGAUAACGCAAUUAGUUUUCGUAAUACUCAUCCAUUUGGAAAGCGUUUUAUCCGGCGGAUAGCGCUAUCCAACUUUUGAACAACCGGGGCCUGGAUUAGACAGCCAGCUAUCUGUAAUUCGUUUGUACGAUUGUACACAUUAUUGUUGUCUAAUCAUUUUAUUUCUUUUAAUUUACAGCUUUACCUUCUUCUAUUCUCAGUGAGAUGGAGAAUGUUAUUAGCCAGGUUAUCCCUAGUCUUGUUGCUGCUAUGUAUCUAUUGGCUGCGAGGUCUUCGUAACAUCUGGCAGAUUCUCUUUCAUGUGACCGUCGCUUCUAUUGUGUUAUAUCAAACAAGCAAAAGGCAACUACAAGAAAAGCCCGCGGACUAUAAUGUUUGAAAGAAUUAGCAAAAUAUAUGGAACAUUUUAAUAUAAAAAGAUCUAAUAUCAAUACAUGAACAACUUUAAGCCCAGAUAAGGGUACUUGGAUGUGAUGGUGGUUAGGAUGUAUAAAUGUAGCUGCAAAGCCGGCAGUCCAAUUUUUUGUGGGGGCGUGUGCAAACAAACUAAGCUGGACGGUCGUUCUGGCGUUUGCUGACGUCAUAAUAAAUAUUUUUUCGGGAUCCAUAGGUUUCCAUUUUCUAUAGCUUCGUAUUUUUAGCGUCUCUCCCCAGUCUCGGUCUCUGUUUUCAGCCUCGUUCCAGACCUUUUGUUUGACUGCUCGCGCGUACUUGAAUACGCAAAAAUUAAGGACUAUUUUGCAGUCUAGCUUUGCCGCUAAUUUGUUUGCACGUUCGCAAAAAAAAAAACAAAAAAAAACAGCUGCAAAGGCUACUAAAUUGUUUAUUUGAUGCCUCCUGCCCCAUAAGUCUCACGAGUUAGGCUGAGACAAAGACCAGAAAAGUUUUUAAUGAUCCAAGAGGUAAUCCAAAAUAUAUCCUCUUUUUCUCUGCAUAACAAUCAGUUCACCCAACAAAAGUCGCCACAAAUUUUCUAAUCAU